AUGUCAUCACGACAUAUUCUUCAGGGCCAUAAGAAUUGGGUAAACGAUGUCACCUAUUCAACAGAUGGCUGUCUUCUCGCGACGGUAUCCGCCGAUGGAACCAUCCGCCUGUGGGAUGCUGAUUUGGGAGUGCUCCAUACCCGAUUUCGGGGAGGCAUGGGCUGGCUCAAUGCCGUUUCAAUGUCCCCUCAAAACGUGUUAGCUGCUGGUUCUGCUAAUGGGAAUAUCUAUCUAUGGGAUAUCUCAACAAAAUCCCGACUCGCUGUCCUCGAAGGUCACAGUGGCGGCAUCAAUGAUGUCAUAUUCUCAUUAGAUGGACAUCUUCUAGUAUCUGGCUCCAAUGACCGUAAUGUGAUGAUAUGGCAACCCGCAGAAUUCCGCGAGCUUGCAACAUUUGAAGGUCAUACGGCUGCAGUUAAAGCUAUUAGCUUCUCUCCAACUGAGAACAUUGUUGUCUCGGCAUCGGCAGACUGUACAGUUCGGCUUUGGGAUACUGUAAAGCCGUCCAGGUCUAGUGGCCUGCCGCGACAUAAAGACACGGUCACUGCGGUUGCUGUCUCACCAAAUGGCGAGUUGGCGGCCUCGAUAUCUACAGAUGAUACUGUUCGUUUAUGGAGCACAUCUACAGGCGCACUAAUAUCUGUAAUUGACAGAGGCCCCAUUUUCAUGGACAUUGGUCUGGCGUGGUCCUCUACCGUUGGAUUCUCAUCUAACGGUCAGGAAAUAGUGGGAACUUGGGCCGAUGCCGCAAUAUACCACUGGCAAGCUACGAAUGGCAAUUUUACGGAGUGGUCAUGCUGUAAGCUCGAAAAGGGAAAAACAUUGAAGAUUGAUCAUGUCAGUUUUUUCCCCUAA
Molecule: messenger RNA, 855 nt
Organism: Penicillium macrosclerotiorum
Lineage: Eukaryota; Fungi; Ascomycota; Eurotiomycetes; Eurotiales; Aspergillaceae
Product: WD40 repeat domain-containing protein
Exons: 1
Coding region: 1-855 (284 amino acids)
Molecular function (GO): protein binding
Source: RefSeq, a predicted model, not a curated record